UCAUUAAUAUAUGUCUAUAAAUAGAUGGGAUUGCAUGUCCUCAAACAUAUAUCUCUGCAAAAUCUGCAGCAAAUUAACAUACUAUAUUUACUUAAUUACUCAUAUAGUGCGAUUUAAUAUUCAUCUUCUGAACUUAAAAGAAAUUAUAUAAAUUAGCAAUCAAAUUUGAAUGGCUGAAGAACAGUUUUCCGAGUUGGUCAAUUAUGAAUGCAGCAUCAAGAAGAAUCUAGUGAUCAUCAGUGAGAAGGCCGAAAGUGAAAAAGGUGAAAUAUCUGAUGAUGAGAAGGUGAUUUGUGAAGUGCAAAAUGGGCAUGAUGGCAAUAGCUGCUGCUUUGAUCCUGUUCAGAGAAUUGUCGAUGGAUUUAACCACUUUCUCUCUAACAAAUUCAACAAGUAUCCAUGCUUGUUUAAUGAACUUGCCGACUCCCAAAGUCCAAAGUUUCUGGUGUUCGCAUGCUCGGAUUCCCGAGUGAGUCCUUCCCAUAUCUUAAAUUUUCAACCCGGAGAAGCUUUCAUGGCUCGUAAUAUUGGCAACUUGAUUCCACUUUUUGAUACGUUAAAAUACUCUGGAGUUGGUUCAAUUAUUGAAUAUGCAGUAAAAAACCUUAAGGUAGAGAAUAUACUGGUGAUUGGACAUAGUCGUUGUGGUGGCAUAGAAAGACUUAUGUCUUAUCCUGAAGAUGGUUCUACUCGCUUUGACUUCAUUGAUGAUUGGGUCAGCAUCGCUCAAGCUGCAAAGGAUAAAGUCAAAGCUGAACACAGCCAUUUGUCUUUUGAGGAACAAUGGAACAUUUGUGCUGAGGAAGCGGUGAAUAUAUCUUUAAAGAAUCUUCAUUCUUAUCCCUUUGUUCAAAGAGGAGUUGAAGAGAAAACAAUAACACUUAGAGGUGGAUACUACGACUUUGUGGGUGGAUCUUUUAAGCUAUGGGAACUUGAGUAGCAAAAUAUUAAUUAUGAUUUCAAAUUGCAUUUAAUAAUAUCUAUUUUGUCACAGUAAGUUAUUUGUUUCAUAAUUAAUAAUGUGUGUUUAAUUGUUUGUAUUGUGUUGCUUAUUAAUUACUUAAGCAACAUCUUUUUUAUUUAUUAUAUUCCAGCUAAUAGAAUAAUAAUAAUUAAAAUAAAAAUGUUCAUCUUUG
Messenger RNA from Cannabis sativa, 1136 nucleotides. RefSeq names its product carbonic anhydrase 2. The record is from RefSeq and is a predicted model, not a curated record. Lineage: Eukaryota; Viridiplantae; Streptophyta; Magnoliopsida; Rosales; Cannabaceae. Gene Ontology annotation, biological process: carbon utilization. The transcript has 9 exons. The coding region runs from base 170 to 940 and encodes 256 amino acids. Gene Ontology annotation, molecular function: carbonate dehydratase activity; zinc ion binding.